AUGCGCAUCUUCUGGCCGAACACCAUCACCAAUGCGGCUUUAUGGUCGGCAACGCAUCAGGAGCCAAUAUCUUUCGAAAUCCGACGCCGCAAGUGGAUGUGGAUUGGUCAUACCUUAAGAAAGCCACAUGAUGAUAUCGCACGCUCAGCUCUAGAUUGGAAUCCUCAGGGUAGUUGCAGAAGAGGUAGACCGGCUAAUACGUGGAGGCGACUGGUAGACGUAGAAGCACUGGAAGCUGGCUACACAUGGCGGGAAAUUAAAAACUUAGCUUUAGACAAAAUAGAAUGGAGAAAAUUUGUUAAGGCGAUGGAGACGGACAGACUGACGGACAAAGCUUAUUCAACCCAAAAAGUUAUUCAGUAA
Molecule: messenger RNA, 363 nt
Organism: Calliphora vicina (urban bluebottle blowfly)
Lineage: Eukaryota; Metazoa; Arthropoda; Insecta; Diptera; Calliphoridae
Exons: 1
Coding region: 1-363 (120 amino acids)
Source: RefSeq, a predicted model, not a curated record